Ostrinia furnacalis (Asian corn borer) is the source of this 1752-nucleotide messenger RNA. Its product is annotated as E3 ubiquitin-protein ligase UBR4-like. The record is from RefSeq and is a predicted model, not a curated record. NCBI's taxonomy places the organism in Eukaryota, Metazoa, Arthropoda, Insecta, Lepidoptera, Crambidae. The transcript has 6 exons. The coding region runs from base 1 to 990 and encodes 329 amino acids.
AUGUCGCUUGGAUUGCUUGGAUCAAAGUCCCCCGCACCCUGCUCUUCCCUCGACCAAAAAUUGGUGGGGCGCGUCUUCGUGGAUGAGACGACUUAUAAUACGAGUGAACUUCCCACUGAUUUUAAUCAGGACGAGUGGGAAAGUGCAGCUCUGCAGAACGCGUCUACUCGCUGCAACGGCUUGCUGCCGCUGUGGGGACCGCACGUACCCGAGUCUGCGUUCGCCAGCUGCCUCGCGAGACACACCACCUAUCUUCAGGAAUGCACCGGUCACCGCGACAUCGGCCACACGUGCACACUACAUGAUCUGAAGCUUCUGUUGCUUCGCUUCGCGCGCGGACGCACCUUCCACGACGACACCGGCGGCGGCGGGCCGCUGUCCAACAUGCAGCUCGUGCCCGCGCUCGUUCAUAUGGCGCUCUACGUCAUCAACACGAGCCGCGUGGCGACGCGUGAGAUGUCGGCCCUGGAGGCGGCGCUGGGCUGGGCUCCGGCGCGGUUGUUAGAGGCGGCGCACGACGCCGAGGGCCCGCUCUACUACGUCACGCUCGCGCUCGCGCUCUACCCGCACGCCAAAUGGAAGUCGAUCCGCCUGGCCAUGCUGAAAAGCGUGCUGGUGAUCGCGCACGCGCGCGCCGUGUGCCCGGGCGGGCCGGCGCUGAGGGCGCUCGCACCGGAGCAGCGGCCGGCGCGCGCCUGGCCCGACUACAAGCCCUACGCGCUGUUUGUGGCCAUCGUGGACCUGCUGUACAACGUUAUGUUCAAGAACGUGCACGCAACAACAGUCGAGCAAUGGCCGGUAAAGUUAGCCGAAUACAUCCGCCACAACGACGAGGCUAACGCGAAAGCGGCCGAACGCAUCGUCACCACUCUCACCGACGAGCUUCUCCCUUGCGCGUCAUUCGCCGAGUUCUGCGACGCGGCCGGGUUCUUAGAAGAAAUUCCAGAGCCCGACGCCUUCCUUCAGGCAACCCUCGACGAGAUGCCGUGAGGCCGGCCGUUCGUCCCGCACUGCCUUCCGUACGACGGAUGUAUGGCUUGCUAACUUAUUCGACUACACGGGAAAAAACGUAUAGAAACAAGUAACAAUCUCAAUACUAUCUAGCAAUCACUUUAUCUAGAAACUUUUAAAGAUUCUGUCAAUUACCAACAUGAACGAAAAGAGAAUGUAACUUGAUUCUAUAGCACUCAAAUGCGUACACAAAGGCGAGACGUCUAACGAUGGUGCUACGGGUUAGCCGUUAUACAGCUUUGCGCGAUCGAAAAAAUUGCGCUGAAAUCACACCUCCCAAUUAAUAUCACCAAUUUGACCGCUAAACAAGUUAGUGCUAUCGUAAAACGGAAGUGCCCGUCAUUGAAUACGCAUUUGUCAGCAUGUCAAUGACAUGAGCAUAUUUUAAAUUGAUUCGUCGAUUGAAAUAUACUCCAGUUCACAUGUCUAUUCGAGUCAUGUACGCAAGACUGGGUAGAUGAGUGAUCAAGUCACCUGUGUAGUUAGAAAUAGUUUGGCUUGUCAUAGCUCCGUUCGAGGCAACCUGAGACGAACCGGCGACGCAUCCCUUUCACUGCUGUGGGUCAAGGCCCCGUUAAAUGAACCACAUUAAUAAAUGUCACGUAACAAUGUUUAAAUUUAAUCCACUAUAGCAUCGUAGAAAACUGUAUUCAACGUCGUCAAGUAUUUAUUCUAUUUGGUAUCGAAUUGUAACCGCUUUCAUUUGUUUGAAUUAAUUAAUAAAUAGUCACUGCUUUCGAA